Molecule: messenger RNA, 453 nt
Organism: Acanthosepion pharaonis
Lineage: Eukaryota; Metazoa; Mollusca; Cephalopoda; Sepiida; Sepiidae
Source: the annotation of a GenBank genome assembly
AUGCAUCAUUUUCUCUCCAUUUUCCCAGUCUGGAUUCAUUCUUUCUUCAUUAUUCACACUCUCUCCUAUAAUUUUAUUCAUCACUUCAUCUUCUUCCCUCCCUCCUAUUUUUUAAUUUUCUUUCCUUUCCUCUCCUCCUCUCUUUAUCAGACUUGCCUUUUCUUUCUUUUGAACUCUUCCCCAACUUGCCUUUUCUUUCUUUUGAACUCUUCCCCAGUUUUUAAUUUUCUCCUUUCUGACUCUCCCUCCUCUCUUUAUCAGACUUGCCUUUUCUUUCUUUUGAACUCUUCCCCAACUUGCCUUUUCUUUCUUUUGAACUCUUCCCCAGUUUUUAAUUUUCUUUCCUUUUCUGACUCUCCCUCCUCUCUUUAUCAGACUUGCCUUUUCUUUCUUUUGAACUCUUCCCCAGUUUUUAAUUUUCUUUCCUUUUAUUCGUUUUCUUUAUUUUUUUAG